Leptonychotes weddellii (Weddell seal) is the source of this 2706-nucleotide messenger RNA. RefSeq names its product carboxypeptidase X, M14 family member 2 (gene CPXM2). Gene Ontology annotation, biological process: proteolysis. Lineage: Eukaryota; Metazoa; Chordata; Mammalia; Carnivora; Phocidae. The record is from RefSeq and is a predicted model, not a curated record. Gene Ontology annotation, molecular function: metallocarboxypeptidase activity; zinc ion binding.
GAGUGACUGGGUGACCUCCUACAAGGUUAUGGUGAGCAAUGACAGCCAUACAUGGGUCACUGUUAAGAACGGAUCUGGAGACAUGAUAUUUGAAGGAAACAGUGAAAAGGAGAUCCCUGUCCUCAACGAGCUGCCCGUCCCCAUGGUGGCCCGCUACAUCCGCAUCAAUCCACGGUCCUGGUUCGACAACGGGAGCAUCUGUAUGAGGAUGGAGAUCCUUGGCUGUCCACUGCCAGAUCCAAAUAACUAUUAUCACCGAAGGAACGAAAUGACCACCACUGAUGACCUGGAUUUUAAGCACCACAACUAUAAGGAAAUGCGCCAGCUGAUGAAGGUUGUGAACGAAAUGUGCCCCAACAUCACCAGAAUUUACAACAUUGGCAAGAGCCACCAGGGCCUGAAGCUGUAUGCCGUGGAGAUCUCCGACCACCCUGGGGAGCAUGAAGUUGGUGAGCCGGAGUUCCACUACAUCGCAGGGGCCCAUGGCAACGAGGUGCUGGGCCGAGAGCUGACCUUGUUGCUGAUGCAGUUCCUGUGCCAAGAGUACUUGGCCCGCAACGCGCGCAUCGUCCACCUGGUGGAGGAGACCCGGAUUCACAUCCUCCCCUCCCUCAACCCCGAUGGCUACGAGAAGGCCUACGAAGGGGGCUCGGAGCUGGGUGGCUGGUCCCUGGGGCGCUGGACCCACGAUGGCAUCGACAUCAACAACAACUUUCCCGACUUAAACACGCUGCUCUGGGAGGCAGAGGACCGACAGAACAUUCCAAGGAAAGUUCCCAAUCACUAUAUUGCAAUCCCUGAGUGGUUUCUGUCUGAAAAUGCCACGGUGGCGGUAGAGACCAGGGCUGUCAUAGCGUGGAUGGAAAAAAUCCCCUUUGUCCUGGGCGGCAACCUGCAGGGGGGCGAGCUGGUGGUGGCGUACCCCUACGACAUGGUGCGGUCCCUGUGGAAGACACAAGAGCCCAGCCCCACGCCCGACGACCACGUGUUCCGCUGGCUGGCCUACUCCUACGCCUCCACACACCGCCUCAUGACCGAUGCCAGGCGGAGGGCAUGCCACACAGAGGACUUCCAGAAAGAGGACGGGACUGUCAAUGGGGCCUCCUGGCACACUGUCGCUGGAAGUCUCAAUGAUUUCAGCUACCUUCACACCAACUGCUUCGAGCUGUCCAUCUAUGUGGGCUGUGAUAAGUAUCCGCACGAGAGUGAGCUGCCCGAGGAGUGGGAGAAUAAUCGAGAGUCCUUAAUCGUGUUCAUGGAGCAGGUCCAUCGCGGCAUCAAAGGUGUGGUGAGGGACUUCCAUGGGAAAGGAAUUCCGAAUGCCAUUAUCUCUGUGGAAGGCGUUAACCAUGACAUCCGAACAGCCAGCGAUGGGGAUUACUGGCGCCUCCUGAACCCCGGAGAGUAUGUGGUCACAGUCAAAGCCGAAGGGUUCACCUCAUCCACCAAGAACUGCAUGGUCGGCUAUGACAUGGGGGCCACGCAGUGUGACUUCACACUCAGCAAAACCAACCUGGCCAGGAUCAGGGAGAUCAUGGAAAAGUUCGGGAAACAGCCCAUCAGCCUGCCAGCCAGGCGGCUGAAGCUGCGGGGGCGGAAGAGACGACAGCGCGGGUGACCUCCCAACACUUGAGACCUGUCCCGGACCCUUGCAAAUUAAACUACCCCCAGUUGUAGCUCCAUAGAGGACUUGCUCCCUAUUGUUUUCUCUGUAAUUCACGAAGGCCUGGGAGAAUGUGUGUAUUGAAAGCCUGGUCCCGAGGGGAGAGCUGAAAGCUUAGGAUAUUUGUUGUUGUCUUUGUCCCAUUUAUCCAAAUAACUCAGAUCAGCAGAGAAAGGCUGGUAGGAGUGAGAAUUCAGCAACUCAACCUGAGAAUUAGAGACAGAGAGGGGGCUUGCCAGCUCAGGGUCUCCUGGCUGCACCGGAAGGGAAGCUGGUGCUCCCCUCCCCCCACUUGCUUGUGUGACAGCAAGAGGUCCUCGUGCAUUUGCAUUUUGCGUGGCUCCAGUUGCAGCACUCCUGGGGCCCUGCGGUGCCAGAAGUUACCAUCUGAGAUGCUCACGGGCAUUCUGACAGAAUCUACCCUCUCUGGCCCCGGGACAUUCCAAGCUGCCACAGAUUAAUUCCAUGCUCUGUUGACACCAGAGCCAUUACCAAGUGAGCAUCUGUGAGCCUCUUGAAUCCAUAUAGUCCCCCUUUCCACAAAGGACUGUGUUUAUAAAAGGAGAAAAAUGCUGAACUAGUUCACCAGUGAUUGGUGGGCAGCCGGAGUGCAGGGUCCACAGAGAACCCCCAGGCUCCCUGCUGGUCCAGCAGCCCCGGGUGCCACCUGGACAGGGACAAGCAGAAGAAGGCGCCCUUCCCAAGGGAGUCGAUCACUCAGCCUGGCUCCCCUCUUUGACCUGCAGGACUCGAGAAGGGCCGGAGGGAGGCUGACUUGCAACCCUCUCUCUGCUCAAGAUGUUCCUCCUUUCAUAGAAAUGAGCGCUCGUAAGUUGGCCUAACAUCACCAAGGGAGUUAUUUUUGAUGUGUGGGAUGCCGGACCUUCCACUUAGGCCAAAUGUGAUGAAAAGCUCUUAGAGUUAUCUGUGGAAUAUUGGUUUGGGAGGGGUGCUACAAGAAAACACUUUGUCUUCUUUGUAUGAACGUUGCUGCCUCACUGACCUGGGGAGAGUAAGAAGAAUAAAGCAAGCUGAUGGUGAGA